CCUGCCGACAGAGCUGCAGAUGAGACCCAGUGCAACAGUGAACAGUGGAAGAAAAUUUGAAAUUUUGCAAAUUGUUGCCUGGUCCACCCAUUCACAUUUGAAAAGUCGGCAGCCCAAGCCCCACGCACGCCUAAAAAUAGUCUGACUCCAACCAAACCAGUCACUCACGGCAGGUCACUUUUCCUGAGAGGAUUAUGGAGAUGAAAGGACAAGACCUUCUCCAUUGAAUUGAACCCUGAUUGAGGACUUUCCACCACCACCACUGACCUGCUGAAAUUGUCCUACUUGUUAGCCUUUAAAACCUCAAAAUGCUCAAGACAUCUUCCCUAUUCUUCCGUCUGUCCUCCAGGUCCAUCAUAUCGUUGUCACGAAAAUGGAAUGUCCUUGCUGUUACAAAGACAUCAUUCUCUUCUUCGGCAACUAAUAACCCUGGCGCAUCUAGCAUGAUCUCCACAAUUACCUCCACCCUCAACAAAUCCAGUUCCAGUACCAUUGGUAAUACCCAACCCAAGAUGAAAUUAAAGGAGAAAAUGCGCAUCUUCUGGACCAGCCUGUACAUUGACUACAGGGACGUUAUGUUGGACGCUGUUAGAGAAGGCAGAGAAAAGCCAAGGAAGGCCAUAUUCUACUUGGUCAGUCUCGGAGGCAUCUUCUACGCCAUGUUCACUAAUCCUGGAAGAAAGAAUUAUUUUGAUUUUGUCACCAAAAUGGAUACCGAACUCUCACUAAUUGCAAAGGAUGUCCGGAAUCCGAUAUCCGUCUCAUACUUGCAGAAUGUGCGACAAAUGGAGAUUAAAGGACUCUUGCGACAUACCAAUUGUGCCUUCUUUUCCGUUAUAUGGAGGGACCAUGAGAAUCCGGAGGCAGCAGUUUUUCAUGCCAAAUGCAAAUAUGUCAAGCCCCGCUGGUCAGAGAUCUUGUCGGAGCGCGUUGUUGAUGUGGGGUUUGUAGGAAGAUGGUGGAUUUUGACAAAGAAAAUGGUAGAUUUCGACGUAAAUCCGACCGAGUGGGAAGACUCUGAAAAGGAGAACGAGUGGUCUUUCGCGUCGUUCUUUUCCCCUCCAGUUGUUAAGGCUUUUACUACUAGUUAGACUCUUUGUCCUACGUAUUACGUAAUAAGAAAACAUUUAGAAAACAAGUAAUUGCAGUUGAUAUUUAGACGUAUUUUGUAUUAAUUGCUUGCUGAAUUGCACAAAUUGAUCUUUCCUGAAUAAAUUUGUUAACCUUCAUUAAAUCUGAAACCUAUACAUCACGAUUAAA
Messenger RNA from Folsomia candida, 1260 nucleotides. RefSeq names its product mediator of RNA polymerase II transcription subunit 6 (gene MED6). Bases 309 to 1091 code for a protein of 260 amino acids. Gene Ontology annotation, molecular function: transcription coactivator activity. NCBI's taxonomy places the organism in Eukaryota, Metazoa, Arthropoda, Collembola, Entomobryomorpha, Isotomidae. The transcript is spliced from 2 exons. Gene Ontology annotation, biological process: protein insertion into mitochondrial inner membrane; regulation of transcription by RNA polymerase II. Gene Ontology annotation, cellular component: TIM22 mitochondrial import inner membrane insertion complex; mediator complex; core mediator complex. The record is from RefSeq and is a predicted model, not a curated record.